CAACGCUGACUGAAAAUUAGUCUGAAGAAAAGUCUACUUCAUAUCUACGAUCAUACAUACUAACGCCUUAUAUACCCUUUACAUCUCUUGGAGGAAGACUUCUCCUGUAGAAAACAGAACAACCGCUCAGAUUCUCGCCCCGCGAUCAAACCACCUUCAAGUUUUGGUACAAACCCGCGCCUCCUCAUAUCUGCUGCAGCAACUCCCGGCGCAGAAUGCGCUUGAUUAAGAAUAAGAUCGAGCUUAAUGGCUCGGGCACAGUCACCCUGUGUCCCGAAGAGCCCGAAGACAUGUGGCAUGCCUAUAACCUAAUUCGACCCGGUGACCUUCUCCGCGCCGGUGCCAUUCGCCGCGUCACUACGACCCAAGAUACCGGAUCUACGUCCUCCGCCCGAGUCCACCUGACACUUGAGAUCCGGGUCAAGUCUUUGGAUUUCGAUCCACAGCUUUCCCAACUGCAUGUGGGAGGGCAGAUUAUAAAUGAGACGCAACACACUAAGAUUGGCCAGCACCAUACGCUCGACCUGGAGUUGAACCGCAACUUCACCCUUGAAAAGGAAGUAGGUUCGGAUGGUGAAGGUGUGGGAUGGGAUAGUAUUGCAAUUCAAAUGCUCAAGGAUGCGGUUGAUGAGGGUGGUAAACGGAGGGCGGAGGCUGUAGCCGUUGUUAUGCAGGAGGGUCUGGCUCAUAUAUGCUUUAUUGGGCAGUUCCAGACGAUCUUGAAGCAGAAGGUCGAAAUGUCGGUUCCGCGAAAACGACAGGGGGGCAACGAUCACGAUAAGGGAUUGUCCAAAUUCUACCAAGUCACACUGGACACCCUUCUUCGGCAAAUGGAAUUCAACACCAGCUCUACCUCUCUCGCUAGCAAUGAACCUGUGAGGCCAGUACUUCUUGCAUCGCCGGGCUUUGUUGCCGCUGGGUUCCAAAAACACAUUCAGUCCGUCGCAGCGACCAGCAUUCCCGCCUUGAAGCGUCUACUUCCGAGCAUAGUGGUGGUGCACUCCGCCUCCGGGUAUUUACACUCCCUGUCGGAGGUGCUACAAUCACCCUCGGUAAAAACGAUCCUCGCCGACACCAAGUACGCCCGAGAAACCAAACUCAUGGACGAUUUCCUUGACCAGCUACGCAAGGAAACCAAUAAGGCAACUUACGGGCCGCGCGAAGUCGAGUCAGCAGUUGAUCAAGGCGCCGUGGGCCGCGGUGGUGGAGUGCUGAUCAUCUCUAAUCGCCUAUUUCGGUCUCAGGAAGUAGCAGAGCGUAAACGCUGGGUGUCACUGGUCGAUCGCGUGCGGGAUGUGGAAGGCGGAGAGGUUCGAGUGCUCAGUUCAGAUCAUGAAAGUGGAAGGAGGUUAGAUGGAUUGGGAGGCAUUGCCGCUCUAUUGACAUUCCCCAUUGUUGAGGAAGAUUUCGACUCUGGUGAGGAGACAAAUGACCAAAGUUAGGUUAUAGUAGACUAUGUAAAGGUACG
Molecule: messenger RNA, 1468 nt
Organism: Aspergillus alliaceus
Lineage: Eukaryota; Fungi; Ascomycota; Eurotiomycetes; Eurotiales; Aspergillaceae
Product: putative translation factor pelota
Exons: 3
Coding region: 216-1442 (408 amino acids)
Biological process (GO): RNA surveillance; nonfunctional rRNA decay; nuclear-transcribed mRNA catabolic process, non-stop decay
Cellular component (GO): cytoplasm
Source: RefSeq, a predicted model, not a curated record